Molecule: messenger RNA, 237 nt
Organism: Fusarium verticillioides 7600
Lineage: Eukaryota; Fungi; Ascomycota; Sordariomycetes; Hypocreales; Nectriaceae
Exons: 2
Coding region: 1-237 (78 amino acids)
Source: RefSeq, a predicted model, not a curated record
AUGGCCUCUGCGACAGGUCCGUCUCAGCUGCAGCCGUCAGAUCCAUUACCCCGGCGUGCAGCAUACGGAACUACGAUUGCUCUUAUGGGCGGUCAUCGAGUUCCAAGAUAUCAGUGGUUUCAGCGAAUUCGUCACCAGAGACGAAUGGGGUUUGCCGACCAGGGACUUCUGACGCUGUUGUUUGGGAGUUUGAUGAGAUGUCUGUCAUCCUGGCUGACUUCACCAACUACUCACUAG